CCCCGGGAUAAUCAGCCGUUUAAUUUUUCUUUGUUGCCAUACCACAGCAUAUCAUUUUUUUUUGUCUAUUCACAUCAAAAACUUCAUUUGAGAUGGCCAGAGAUGAGGAGCUCGCUGAGCUUGCUCAUCCUGAUUACUGGAACGAGCGUUAUUCUUUAGAGAAAACGAUCAAGCAAGGCGAGACACAAGAAGUCCUUGGUUCCUUCGAAUGGUUUGGCGACUUCGCAAAGCUUCGCGCUUUCUUCGUGAAACAUCUCCCGGCUUCUUCAUGCGGAAGUCAUAUUUUGCAACUGGGUUGUGGAAAUAGCACCCUGACGGCAGAUAUCUACAACCUGGGAUACACAAACCAGACCAGUGUUGACUUUUCUCAAGUGGUCAUCGAUGCUAUGCAAUCGAAGUAUUCGAGCUUAGAAACUCAAUGGCGUGUCAUGGACGUCCGUCAGCUGGAAUUGCCAGAUGGGUCGGUUGAUGUGGCCGUCGACAAAGGGACACUGGAUGCCAUGAUCCACGGUUCGUUAUGGGACCCGCCUGAUGAUGUCCGGAGCAAUGUAGGCCAGUAUGUAGAUGAGGUUGCGCGGGUGUUGAAACCUGGAGGACAGUGGCUCUACAUCACAUAUCGGCAACCACACUUUAUGAAACCACUACUCACACGGGAAGGCUCGUGGGAUUUAUCAGUCGAAGUUCUAGCUGAAGACGCCGGCGCAUUUGAAUACUUCGGUUUCAUAAUGAAGAAGCAUCCAAAUGUAGACUUAGGUCAUGUGACAGCACCGAUUAUUGGCAAGGAUAAAGCAACUCUACAUGUGGACAGCAGUCCGAAGAUACUAGAGAUGAUACUGGCAAACAUAUGAUGAUGCGGAGUAGGUGGGGCAACAACUUUUCGCGUUGUUGGUGCGAAACUGGUAUAUCAUCGUCUUGUGGUCGGCUUUGUUGUCAGGCGUGCUUUUGUAGCCGCUGUAGUGUUGCACACACAACCUUCGAUUUGAAAGCUUAGUCGAAUUACUCCCGUCGUUCAUUAAUGAAGCCAAUACAUAUGAUAAUGUCUUAUAUCUAUGUACGCUGCCCCAUAGCUAAGACUUUUAGUCCUCCCCAUUUAAGCUUUCCAAGGCCUUGGCUGUAUCCAAAAUACUCUGGGGAAAGCCGAUCCAUUCCUUCCCAGUCGCCUCCACCGCCUUCUGCCCCGA
Pseudogymnoascus verrucosus is the source of this 1181-nucleotide messenger RNA. RefSeq lists its product as uncharacterized. The record is from RefSeq and is a predicted model, not a curated record. Lineage: Eukaryota; Fungi; Ascomycota; Leotiomycetes; Thelebolales; Thelebolaceae. Bases 93 to 848 code for a protein of 251 amino acids. The transcript has 3 exons. Gene Ontology annotation, molecular function: S-adenosylmethionine-dependent methyltransferase activity.